UAAGGAGUUGCUCUUCCUCUUCUUUACGAUUACACGCGUUCACAGAUCUCUGCUGCUGACUGGAGAAACAGAAAGAUUAAGUGAAGCAGACGCGUCUGGACAUCGCCGCGCACUGCGCACUGGAUCGCAUAACGUCACUUAACGCGGAUAAAUUCGAGCUUUGAGGAUGGAGGAGGACACUCCAGUAAAAGCAUCAGUGGCUCAGUUGGCUGGAAGACUUGGAGGUCUAGUGCCAGGAAACACAGAGAAACCUUCCAUCUGCCCUCAUCCUGCCAAGAUGAAGUUUAAAAGUUCUCCUCUCAUUGGAAAACUACAGGCCAACCUUGCUCUCUCUCCGACUAUACUGCUGUCUCCACCCAAAAGUCCAGAGGCCAAACAGUCUCCCACCAAUUCCAAUCCCAGCAGUCCCUCCAGCUCAUUGAAAUCCACACCGCAGCCCGCUCAGCUGUCCUGUGAAGAUGAAAUGCCGGUUAGCUUUGAGCAACCGGCCGAAGGCAAUCUACUGCUUAGCAUCAACAAGAGUCGAGCUCAGCUAUUCAAGAGACGGCUGCCCACGCGACAUCACAGGAAAUCAGCAUGUGAGGAUACGAAGUCUUACGAGAAAGAUGAGUCAUUAUGUCAACCAGACAGCCUGCGACAGAACGGAGGGGAAGAAGUGACGCUGAGUGGUCCUUUACCGGAGGAUGAUAAAGAUAAGAUGGCUUCCUCUCAUAUCACCAAUGACCCAGAGCCAGAAGAGCAGGACAGAAGCAGGAAGGAGAACAAAGACGCUCUUCAAGAAAAUGAGAGGACUGAAAUAACCCAAACUGGAAAUCAGCAGGAGGUCACUGAGAAAGUGACUUUAGAUGAACACCAACCUUCUGAAGAACAGCAUGAAAAUACAGAGGACGAUCAGACAGAAAUGAAGGAGAACAAGGAACUGAUAGACACUGAGAAGAACCCAGAAGAGAAGUGAAAGUGUUAUAGUCACCAAAAGCGAAGUAGUGGGAAGGUUAAGGUUGAGUGUCCAGUUUUAACAAAGCCACAGAAGUUCAGGUGGAACUUGUUUGUCCAACCUGACAAUAAUGAUGCUUUUUUCUUUUACUUUCUCAAAAUGAGGCAAUUUGAUAUAAAAAGAUGGAUAGAUACACAGGAUAAAUAUAGGCAGACAAUGCUUUUGUAAAAUAAUGGAUUUGUGGACUUUGCCACGUUACACAGAGUAUAGAUCUAGGCUGGCCAAAAUACCAAAAAGCCAUUAUGUCAAUAGUUUUUUACACAAACCCUUUUAUCUGUUUUUCUCUAACAUGAUUUGUUAUUGGCUGGUCAGCUUUAUUAAAUUGCUAUCAGCUGUGGAGAAUUAAAGGUCCAGUGUGUAGAUGAUUUUUAGUGCCAUCUAGCUGUGAGACUGUGAAUUGCAACUAACGGCUCAGUCCACAGCCCUCCCCCUCGCAUAUUGAAGCUACGAUAGCCACCACAGGACAAACACGUCAUCGUCUGAGACCAUAGACAUGUACAAUAGGGCUACGUCCGAAACCGCAUACUGUACAGUAGGUACUGAAUAAGAUGAAGUACCUACUUACUUGCCUUUAAAACAGUAGGUACUGUAUAGUAUGAAUCGUACUACAUCCGCCAUGUUGCUACAUCACGUGACAUACGUCGUUAUCACGUCAUUUCAGUGCGAAAACAGCCCAUGCCUCUUCUUCUUCGUUGGAUAACUCCUCUGCCAGGGCAUCAUGGGAUAGUGAAGUGUCCAUCGUAUGCACACUGCAGAAUCUAACCGGAAGUAGUAGGUCAUCUGGGUACUUUUCGCAUACUGUUUUUCGAAUACUAUGUAUUCGGACGUACUACUUGCCUCGCCUACUGCUUUUCGCAUAAUAUAUAGUAUGAAGUAGCCGGUUUCGGACGCUGCACUUAUGUCGCUUUGGCUACGGCAGUUCAUUGGAACGAAUGCGUCAAAUGGAGCCGCCAUCUUGAAAUAGGGGAGCCCUGCAUCAGCAUCAUUGUAGGCAAAGGUGUAACGGAAAUUAAAUCACCUUAAGUCAGCACAUUUUCUAGGGUUUUUUUUUGUUCGUUCCAACGAUAAGACAAUGUAUUAAGCAUCCAGAGAGUCCAGAGAACAUGUACUUUUUUGAUAUUAAGAAAAUCGACCUUUUCUAAAUAUAAUGCAUAAUGCUAGUAGGCCUAACUUCCAUACGCAGCACACAACUCAGGCAUCGUCUAUGAAUUCGAAGUACUGGCGGAGAUAGUAGCAUUACCUGGCUUCUUCCUAUGACAAGACCCCUGUUCCAAGAUGGCGGCGGUUUUGAUGCAUGCUUAGAACCCUAAUGUCUCGUUCAGACAGCCAGCGACGUUAUAGCUGUGUGUCGCUCGUCUCUUUCAAUGAGGCGUUUCUAAAUCUGCUUGUCAUAAACAAAUGAGUACCAUCCACGCUAGUAACUGACAAGAGAAGGAUGACGUGAACUCCACCGCUUUGUUCUCAUUGGUAGUCGCUCCCGAAAUUCGCUCGACAUUUGCAUAAAGUUAAACUUUUCUUAACUUUCUCGCAUCGCUGGACACGCCCAUACAGUCGCCAACGGUCACUUUCGCUCAUGUCGCCGGAAGUCGCCAGGUUUCCAUUGAAAUGAAUGAGAUCGCGUCGCUCUGCUACUGCUGGUCGUUGGCUGUCUGAAUGUGGCGUAAGGCAACAUGUAGUGUAUAUAUCUACUGUAUGGUCUGAGACAACGUAGUGACUAUCGACUACGCAAGACCGGGAAAACAGCCUCAAUGGACGACAUAGCAUCACAGAGAUUGCGACCAUUGUUUCACAAUGGCAGUCUUUUGCCUGGGACUGUCAAAAAUCAUGCAGUGUAUCCCAGGCUUAAGGUGACCUUUGGUGUAUGUAGAUAAAACAGCUCAUUCUCAGGUAAAAAAACACAACAGUUCAUUUUGUAAUGUCUUUAUACACCCAUGAUAAUAUAGUUAUGCAGAUACUAUUGCAUUACUGCCAAUAGAUCCUUCUAAAAGUUACACAAUGCACCUUUAAAGGGAUAGUUCAGCUGAAAAGACAAUUUUGUCAUCAUUUAACACUUUCUUUUUUGAAACACAAAGAGAGAAGUUAAGCUAAAUGUCACCAUACACUUUUACUGUAUGAAAAAGAGCAGUAUUGACAUUUAAAAAUCAUAUCCUCUUGUGUUUCACUGAAGUAUACAAGUCAUGUGUUUUGAAUGAAAUAAUGGUGAGGUAAUGAUGAUAGAAAACAUUUUUGGUUUCAGCCGUCAUCUUGAAUGAACACUGUGAUUUCAUUCCUUACAAAAUCCUGUUAAAAUCUUUAAAGGAUAAAAAAUGCACAACCUGAACAUCAACAACCCUGCAUAUUUCUGCACAAUCCCAUUUUUGUGAUCAUUAUUGAAUGCAAUUCUGCAUUCUGGUUAAGCUGUGCCACGUUUCUUAACAGCACCUUGUGAUAAAAUGUAUAGCUUGAUGUAGUCUACAGUAGGUCUGAUAAAAAUCAUGAAUCAUUUUAAGAAAAGGUAGAAAAGUUGUCGCUGGGACACUACCUUUUAAUUACCAGUAUGUACUGUACCUCUAAGCCACCAUUGUAUACCUUUUGAGGUACGAUUAUGCACCUUUUAGGUACAAACGUCUACUGUUUGAAAAGGUGCGGCUCCAGUGACAACUUUUGUACCUUAUUGUAACUUUUUUGAGUCGAAAAAUAUUAUUUAUAACAUAAAAGUCCUUAUAAAUUAUGUGCAUUUCUAAUCUUGGACAGCUGUAAGAUGGACACUUUCAAAAUUAAUUCAAUUCAAAUGUAUCUCUUUUGGGCUUUUCACACAUUUUUAUUAGAAUUAUACAAUGAACUGUGUUUUAUCCCACUCUGCACUACUCUUACAUGUACAUCCUGAAUGAAACUUAAAGUCCCAUCACUGUUCCUCUUCGAUCAAUGGCCCUAAGCCAGUGUGCCACUUUUAACUUGUUAUUAAAAUCCAUCAUGUAUUUUCUCAUUUUUAAAGCUUGCACAGAUUCUAAUUGUUGUAACAGAAUUGAUGAGAAAGCGCAAAAGCCAAAUUUACCAGCAGCCUCAAUUGCUAUAGUACUGUGAUGCUAAUAUUAAAUGGGAAUGCUUGGAAUUAUUACUGUGACUUUAAUGCUACUACAGACAUUUUACUUUUCAUACAAGACUCAAUGAAAGCUUGAUUUUAACAUAUAUUUUAUCAUAUUACUUAUAGCAUUAAGAGAGCAAAAUAUAGUAGUCAACAUUUGAAGUGGAUCAAAAACAUUCAUCAAAGUUGUCCUAAGACAAGAACGGGUACUGGGUAUUGGUUUUAAGACAACUUUUAGGAAAGGUUUUGAUCCACUUCAAAUGUUGACUAGUGUAGUUUGCUAUGUGGUUGAUUUACACAGAAGUAUUUUGUUUUUGUUUCUUACUUAAAAAAAUAAAAAAGUCUACAAUUGUUAGAAAUUAAAUCAGCAUUUAUUCUGUAUUUACCCAUCUACAAAAAUUACAUAAUGUAAUUAGAGUUUCUGUCAAAAUACCAGAGAAAAUUUUUCUAUCGAGUAAUAAUUAAAUAUAAUGAGAGACAAAUAAUACACAAUGCUGAGUAUUUUCAGGAGAUUUGGUUGUAUUUAUGAUAAAUACAGUAAAAUGUAUUUUGGUGGACACAUAAGAGUGUGCAGUUCCUUGAGUGCCCGCGAGAGGACAAUUGAAGCAGGUGUUUUAGCAGACACAUUCUGUUUAAUUAUAAAACUGUAAAAUAUAAUGUAAGUUAACUGUAAAUAUGUUAGAAAUAUGUGACAAAUCUACCAGAAAGCUUUUAACGCUUAAUCCUACAACUAGAGUAAAAUAUAAAGGCAUGGGAAUAUUGUCCUAAUUUAGGAA
Molecule: messenger RNA, 4834 nt
Organism: Paramisgurnus dabryanus
Lineage: Eukaryota; Metazoa; Chordata; Actinopteri; Cypriniformes; Cobitidae
Product: capZ-interacting protein
Source: RefSeq, a predicted model, not a curated record